Messenger RNA from Sus scrofa (pig), 1705 nucleotides. Lineage: Eukaryota; Metazoa; Chordata; Mammalia; Artiodactyla; Suidae. The record is from RefSeq and is a predicted model, not a curated record.
UUUACUUUAAAAUUAUGCAAAGGGUACAUACUAUAUCUGUGUCAUCACACUGAAGGAAGUAAAAAAUCAUCAAGCAGAAGAGAUGCUGAGCAGAAGCAAGGCAUGUGAAUAUGUGGGAGAUAAAAUGUCUCAUAACAUUUCAAGCAGUAGCAGGAAUCGCCAUGGGAUUUAAAAUGGGCUGGAGGAGUCAUUGGACUCUGUCCUUGAAACAUAGCAUGACUUCUUUUUGUUUUGUUAUGUUUUUAUGGCCACACCUGUGGCAUAUGGAAGUUCCUGGGCUAGGGAUUGACUCAGAGCUGUACCCCAGCCAUGGCAAACACCAGAUCCAAGCCACAUCUGCACACUUUACUGCAUCAUGCAGUAAAGCUGUAUCCUUAACCCUCUGGGGAGGCUUGGUGUUGAACUUGCAUCCUCAGAGAGACAACACUGGAUUCUUUCACCUGCUGAGCCACUCACAGCAGGAACUCCCCAAAGCAUGAAUUUUUAAUUCACCCUUUUUCAAAUUCCCUAAGUUGUAUUGAUGAGGUUGGCUUUAGCUAGCAAGCUUAAGGCUCCCUUCCUCCGUUUUUCAGUGGACCUCUCCUUUGCCAUCCUCAGUCCACCAAAGAGGUCGGCUAAUAGCAUGAGGGCCCAUGCUAUUUGUCACCCACAUCCUUACUCACCCACCUUGCUUUUACACACUACCUUCAACAUCACUGCUUGAAUAAUUCCUGACCAGCAUCAACAAUAACCAUGACCUUUAUUCUGUGUUCUCCUAGAAGAUCCUGAGGACCUGGGGGAGGAGUGGUCCAGCCUCAGGUCAGUCGUGGCCGCUCCUUCUGCCACCAUGGUCCUUGUAGAUGAGGUAACUGAUGAAAAUGAUACUUAUACAGAAAUUAUCACUCCAGUGACGAACAAUCAGGAUGAAGAAGAAGAUUGCAUAGGAUGCUGCUUCCGGAUCCAAAGGAACAAUCGACAGACGUCACAAAGAUCCACCUCUGGCUGCAUCAGAAAAUUAUGCUCCUGGCGCCACCAGCGAGUGCACCCCGCUAAUGGGUCGGGGACAGAAGAAACCCCGGGCUCCCAUGAAAGGCUGCCCAGCACCGCAGGAGGAAUAGAGGCUCCAAGUGGCUGCACAAUGCCGGCCGAUGACGCAACUAAUAAUAAUGGCAUGGCUUUGGAGCGCCCCACUCCAGUGACAAACAAUCGGGGUGAAGAAGAAGAAGAUUGCAUAGGAUGCUGCUUCCGGAUCCAAAGGAACAAUCGACAGAGUCACAAAGAUCCACCUCUGGCUGCAUCAGAAAUUAUGCUCCUGGCCCACCAGCGAUGCACGCUAAUGGUCGGGACAGGCGUCAUCGGCUGGUCUCUGGAGAUCUGCACUGCGUAUGGAAACCGGAGACAGCCUGAGUCCCACAGCGAUGGUCCCUGUAGCCGGUCAGAACUGUGCUUCCUCUACCUGGGACUUUGCCCAGAAGUACCGUUUGGCUCUGACAGUGAGGCAUCCUGCAAGGAGCCGGCCACCCACAUCCCUGCCUUCUGCACACACUCGCUUCCCUCUGCCAAGUCACCAGAUAAACCACCAUUGGAACAGUCACAAAUAAACCUUAAUGAAGACCAAAGAUCUUUCUCCAGUCUAAAGCCAUUUGUAAUCACGAUCCGUUAUUGUCGGGACCAGCAGGCAGAGGAGCCCUUAGGCCUGUUACAUAUUCAGCAGCAGCAAUGGUGA